Molecule: messenger RNA, 348 nt
Organism: Phycomyces blakesleeanus NRRL 1555(-)
Lineage: Eukaryota; Fungi; Mucoromycota; Mucoromycetes; Mucorales; Phycomycetaceae
Exons: 2
Coding region: 1-348 (115 amino acids)
Source: RefSeq, a predicted model, not a curated record
AUGAACACCGUGCCCCACAGUAUUCAUUCUCCCUGGCUUAAGCACAAAACUCAAGCUACAAAGACCCAGAACCCAGCCAACCAGACCAGACAAGCCAACAGGACCACCGUGGCCCCAAAAACGACCCAGAAUCAAGGACUCCGGAAGCCCUACUCGUACAGAAACCACCACUCACAGAUCUCGGCCUCAGACCUGAGAGGAAGCCAACAAGAACCCUACGAACAAAAGGUUCAAGCCAACCCUACAGCAGUGCAAGCACCACCCUCGAAUGUAUACAAACGGCAAAUACCAGAGGCAAACAGGAUUGAAAACCAGUCUAGUACCACCACAGGUUACACUCAUAUGUAG